This is a messenger RNA of Macrobrachium nipponense, 623 nucleotides long. RefSeq names its product ATPase family gene 2 protein homolog B-like. The record is from RefSeq and is a predicted model, not a curated record. The transcript has 2 exons. Lineage: Eukaryota; Metazoa; Arthropoda; Malacostraca; Decapoda; Palaemonidae. The coding region runs from base 30 to 371 and encodes 113 amino acids. Gene Ontology annotation, molecular function: ATP binding; ATP hydrolysis activity.
CUCUUCUGCCACAAGAAAUAAUUGAAACCAUGCUACUGUGUGCUACUACCAUUAUUCCAAGUAUCCAUAAGAACCUAGAGUUCAUCACUGCCAUACCCAAAGUCUCUCUUAUUGGUGGACUUCAUGAAGUUAAGCAGCAAUUAGAAGAAAUAUUUAUACACCAUGCAAACUAUGCUGAAGCAUAUGAUAACUUGAAUCUCAAGAGACCCAAAGAUGGAAUAUUUCGUUCAAGAGAUGGAAAAACAAGUAGUAAUGUAAAUGUCAGUAUUUUAAAUGAGUUGCUUCAAGCUAUGGAUGGUGCUAAUAUGCAGGCUACUACUCUUCAAGGGGUAUCAUUUCUUUCAAGUAAUCUUUCUAGGAGCAAGGUAUAGAAUCAUCAUAAGCAGUUUUACAUAAGUGUUUCCCUAAAUGGGAUUUGAUAUGAAAUUAUUGCUCUCAUUUUUCUUCUUGUGCACUUCCUGCCUGAAUUCUUAUCUGGUAUUGGUCUUCUUGUCCCUCAUUUCCUUAAUUUCCUGAAUCUCUCUUCAGAUUUUUGUGUUGCUCCUUCCAUAUAUGUACUAUAUUGUUAUGGCUUAACUUUUGCCCUUCCCUUAUCAUUCCAUGUCUAUACAGUCUCAAUAUUU